This is a messenger RNA of Adineta ricciae, 666 nucleotides long. The record is from the annotation of a GenBank genome assembly. Lineage: Eukaryota; Metazoa; Rotifera; Eurotatoria; Adinetida; Adinetidae.
AUGUUAUACGGAGCUGGUAUCAAUAUUCUUCUCUUUCUUUUCUCAAUUUUAACAUUUCUUCUUGUUAACGGUCAAAAUUCCUUAGAUGCGAAAUGUGACGAAAAUACCGUGAAUAUGCAUAUGCUUCAAUGUUAUAAAGAAUUUAUUGAUGAUACAAUUGAUACAACAUCCCCGGAAAACGCAUAUUAUAUGGAAGGAUCUUUACUUUGCCAAGCGUAUAAUAAAAGUUCAUCAUAUCGUCAAUGUCUUUACUCAAUCUUUGAUCAAGAUGAAGUUUGUUCUGCUGAUCAUUUUCCAUUUUCAUAUGAAUAUUCCAAAAUUUAUUGGAAAUUGGUUAUGAGUUCAUGUGGAGUAACAAAAGGUGGUUCAUGUCAUCCAGCACGUUUAAGUCAUCAGGCAUUAAGUAAAUGUCGUUAUUCUUUUGAUGAUAAAUAUCCAACAAAAUGUCGAGAAUUUUUACAUUCAGUUCAAUGUAUGGAAAAACAUGAAACGGAAUUAAUACCAUUAACAUAUGGAUCAGAAUGUUCGAGAAAUAAAGCAUUUUAUUAUUAUUAUGGAGAUCUCGCUGCACGUCUUCAAUUAGCUGUCAAUUGUGCACAGAUAGAAAAUCGCCACACAAAUCCAUCAAUAUUACACGACUUCAUUGCAAUUCGAACAAGUUAUUGA